Messenger RNA from Eublepharis macularius, 10247 nucleotides. RefSeq names its product nuclear receptor corepressor 1 (gene NCOR1). The record is from RefSeq and is a predicted model, not a curated record. NCBI's taxonomy places the organism in Eukaryota, Metazoa, Chordata, Lepidosauria, Squamata, Eublepharidae. Gene Ontology annotation, biological process: negative regulation of transcription by RNA polymerase II. Bases 153 to 7793 code for a protein of 2546 amino acids. The transcript is spliced from 47 exons. Gene Ontology annotation, molecular function: transcription corepressor activity; nuclear thyroid hormone receptor binding.
CGGCGGCAGAGGAGGAGGUGCUGAGGCGGAGGUGAGGCUCCGGCGGCGUCGAGUGACCGCAACCGUGCCCGCCCCGCUGUCGGCGGGUUCCUGGAAACAUGAUUGCUCACCAGUCUUGAUCUUGCAGCUUAGGAAAGACUCCUCCUCCAAUAAUGUCAAGCUCAGGCUACCCUCCUAACCAAGGAGCGUUUAGCACAGAACAGAACCGUUACCCGGCACACUCGGUCCAGUACACGUUCCCUGGCAGCCGACAUCAGCAGGAGUUUGCUGUACCCGAUUUUCGCACUUCACACUUGGAAGUCAGCCAGGCAACCCAGCUUCUGCAGCAACAGCAACAGCAACUCCGGCGAAGGCCUUCCUUGCUUUCUGAAUUUCACCCUGGUUCAGAUAGGCCUCAGGAAAGGAGGUCGGGGUACGAGCCACAAUUUCAUCCUGGCCCGUCACAAGCUGAUCAUGACUCCUUGGAGUCCAAGAGGCCACGUCUGGACCAAGUUUCUGACGCCCCAUUCCAGCGGGUCAGUGCUUCCACGGUUCUGCCCUUGGUCCACCCAUUGCAAGAGAGUUUACGUUCAGCAGACAUAAAGAAGGAGCCAGCUUUUGGAGGCAAGCAUGAAGGGCCGCCGUCACCGAUGUCAAGUCAGUCAUGCGGAGAUGACCAGAAUGCUUCUCCGUCUAAGCUGUCGAAGGAAGAGCUGAUCCAGAGCAUGGAUCGGGUGGACAGAGAGAUUGCCAAAGUGGAACAGCAGAUCCUCAAGCUGAAGAAGAAGCAACAACAACUCGAAGAAGAAGCUGCUAAACCUCCAGAGCCAGAGAGGCCUGUCUCCCCUCCUCCUGUGGAACAGAAACAUCGCAGUAUUGUCCAGAUUAUUUAUGACGAGAAUCGGAAAAAAGCCGAGGAAGCUCAUCGCAUCUUUGAAGGCCUUGGCCCCAAAGUUGAACUGCCACUUUAUAAUCAGCCAUCAGACACAAAGGUGUACCAUGAAAACAUCAAAACAAACCAAGUCAUGAGAAAGAAGCUGAUUUUGUUUUUUAAGAGAAGGAAUCAUGCUAGGAAACAAAGGGAGCAGAAGAUUUGCCAGCGUUACGACCAGCUGAUGGAAGAAUGGGAGAAAAAAGUCGACAGGAUAGAAAAUAAUCCCCGCAGGAAGGCCAAGGAAAGCAAGACGCGCGAAUAUUAUGAGAAGCAGUUCCCUGAAAUCCGGAAGCAGCGAGAACAGCAGGAACGGUUUCAAAGCCGGGACUUCUUUUCUUGUUACAUUCCUAGGGUUGGUCAAAGAGGGGCUGGCCUUUCGGCAACUAUUGCUCGAAGUGAGCAUGAAAUUUCAGAAAUAAUUGAUGGACUUUCAGAGCAGGAGAAUAACGAGAAACAGAUGCGCCAGCUCUCAGUAAUUCCUCCCAUGAUGUUUGACGCGGAACAGAGACGUGUGAAGUUUAUUAACAUGAAUGGACUGAUGGAAGACCCCAUGAAGGUGUACAAGGACCGGCAGUUCAUGAAUGUCUGGACCGACCAUGAAAAGGAGAUCUUCAAAGAAAAGUUUGUCCAGCACCCCAAGAACUUUGGCCUAAUUGCUUCCUACUUAGAAAGAAAGAAUGUUCCGGACUGUGUUUUGUAUUACUACUUGACCAAGAAAAAUGAAAACUACAAAGCCCUAGUGCGAAGGAACUACGGCAAGCGGCGAGGGAGAAACCAGCAACAGAUUUCACGUCCGUCCCAAGAAGAAAAAGUCGAAGAAAAAAUCGAGGAGGAGAAGGCAGAAAAAACUGAGAAAAAAGAGGAGGAAAAGAGAGAGGAAGAUGAAAAAGACGAAAAGGAAGAAUCCAAAGAAAAUAUCAAAGAGAAAGAUAAGAUUGAAGCUGCCCCAGAGGAGCCUGAGGAAAGGGAGCAGGCUGCUCCGAGGGGGCGGAAGACUGCCAAUAGCCAAGGCCGACGAAAGGGCCGGAUCACCAGGUCGAUGACAAACGAAGCUGCAGCAGCAAAUGCUGCAGCAGCUGCUGCUACCGAAGAUCCACCACCUUCGUUGCCUCCUCCUCCAGAACCUUCUUUGGCAGAGCCAGUGGAGACCUCCCGCUGGACGGAAGAAGAGAUGGAAGUUGCAAAAAAAGGGUUAGUGGAACAUGGACGAAACUGGGCAGCGAUAGCCAAAAUGGUGGCAACAAAGAGCGAGGCCCAGUGUAAGAACUUCUAUUUCAACUAUAAAAGGAGGCACAACCUUGAUAGUCUUCUUCAGCAAUACAAGCAGAAAUCUUCUCGAAAGCCCCGCGAGGAGCGCGAAGUAUCGCAGUGCGAAAGUGUGGCCUCAACCGUCUCUGCUCAAGAAGAUGAGGACAUUGAGGCCUCCAAUGAAGAAGAGAACCCAGAAGACAGCGAAGGUGAUUCCAGAGGUGCUGAGAAUAGCUCAGAUACUGAAAGUGCUCCAUCUCCUUCCCCAGUGGAAGCUGCCAAGCCCUCAGAAGAUGCCCCGGCUGAGAACAGCUCUUCUAGGAUAACCACAGAGGCAGCAGUGGAGCAGGAAUCUGCCAUUAAAACUGCCACGGCAGCGUCCCCUCCCUUGCCCGCUCAGAGCAUUAAGCCAGCUGAAAACGAGAAUGCCGAGUUGCAGGUGAAAGAAGAAGCAGUGACCGAAGGGGAGGAGUCCAUGGAGGUGGAGAAUCGGAGCCAGCCAGUCGAUAUCAAACCUGUGCUUAAUCUUCCCGUGCAUACCAAAGUGGAGCCCAUCGAUGCUGAAGUGAGACUCCCAGAGGAUGUUCAAGUAAAAAUGGAGAGUGAUGCCAAAGAAAGGGAUGAGGGCAAGCCCAAGGAGAAGCUCGAACCUGAAGACAUGGACUUUGGUCCUGCCCAGCAGGCCAGUGCCCCGAGGCUGGAACCCAACUCUGACAAUGAUUCCAGUGCCACUUGCAGUGCUGAUGAGGAUGUGGAUGGAGAACCUGAUAGGCAGAGAAUCUACACAAUGGACUCAAAGCCUUCUCUGCUGAACCCGACGGGGCCCUUGCUGGUGUCCCCCACCAUUAAGCAAGGGCAGAUGGACCUGCAGCAGCUUCAGCAUCGGGCUGCCAUAAUUCCACCCAUGGUCUCUUCUACAUUGCAGGGGCUACCCCAAGGGAUCCCGAUGAGUGGCUACACGCUCUUGCAACAGCAUAUUAAAGCCAUGCACAAGUCGACCAUGUUGGAGGAUCAGCAGCGCCAGAGGCAAGAACAAAUGGAAGUGGAUUGCCGGAGGUCAGCUAGUCCCUGUGGCACUUCCAAGAGUCCAAAUGUUGAGUGGGAUGGGAAACCGGUUGCCUACAUGCCUUAUGCUGAAGUGAAGCGUGCCAUGGAACAAGAAGCGCAGAUGCAGAAUGCGGUGGUGAGAUCUGCCUCACCCUAUCGCCUGUCUCCAAGGGAGGUCAGCAAGGCCUCUCCGCAACCGGACAUGAAUGCCACUCGCUACAGUGUUCCACCAGUUCUCCAACCAGCUCCUCAUCAAGUAAUCACCAGCCUUCCUGAAGGGGUCCGGCCCCCAACAACACGGCCCACCAGACCGCCACCCCCUCUGAUUCCAUCCUCCAAAACAGUGAUCCCAUCAGAGAAACCAUCCUUCAUUAUGGGAGGCUCCAUCUCACAAGGGACACCCGGAACUUACUUAACAUCCCACAGUCAGUCUUCUUACAGCCAAGAGCCACCAAAGCCAUCGGUGGGUUCCAUAUCAUUGGGCCUGCCGCGGCCACAAGAGUCUGCCAAAUCAGCUUCCAUGCCGUACAUCAAGCAAGAAGAAUUUUCUCCCAGGAGCCAGAACUCUCAGCCAGAGGGCCUGUUGGUCAGGGCUCAGCAUGAAGGCGUGGUUCGAGGUACAACGACUACCAUCCAAGAUGGAAGUAUAACAAGAGGGACACCAGCCAGCAAAGUUUCUGUCGAAACAAUGCCUUCCCUGCGAGGCUCCAUCACUCAGGGGACACCAGCUCUGUCUCAGUCUGGGAUUGCAGCUGAUGUGUUGCUGAAAGGAACCAUUACCCGGUUGGCCACGGAGGACAGCAGCCCUGAGAAGUGUAGGGAGGAGGCAGCGGCAGCCAAAGGCCAUGUCAUUUACGAAGGCAAGAGCGGGCACAUCAUAACCUAUGACGCCAUUAAGAACGUACGGGAGGGAAGCCGGAGUCCGAGAACUGCUCAUGAAAUGGGCCUGAAGAGGUCUUACGAUGCCAUAGAAGGAAACAUCAAGCAAGGGAUGUCAAUGAGAGAAUCUCCCGUCUCUACACCACUAGAAGGCUUGAUCUGCCGUGCUCUCCCUCGGGGAAGCCCUCACUCAGAACUGAAAGAGAGGACUGUGCUAUCUGGCUCCAUAAUGCAAGGUACUCCAAGAGCUACAGCUGAGAACUACGACGAAGGACUGAAGUACCCCAAGAUGAUUAAGAAGGAAUCUCCGCCAAUACGGAACUUUGAAGGUGCCAUUACCAAGGGGAAGCCAUAUGAUGGAGUCACCACCAUCAAAGAAAUGGGGCGCUCCAUCCAUGAGAUCCCACGACAGGAUCUGCUGAGCCAGGAAAGCCGCAAGACCCCAGAGAUAGUCCAGAGUGCUCGGCCUAUCAUUGAGGGUUCCAUUUCUCAGGGUACACCCAUAAAAUAUGAAAGCAGCUCAGGCCAGUCUGCUAUCAAACACAACGUGAAGUCCUUGAUCACUGGGCCAAGCAAGCUCCCCCGAGGAAUGCCACAGCUGGAGAUGGUGUCUGAAAAUGUGAAAGUCGUGGAGCGAGGGAAAUAUGAAGACGCCAAAGCCGGGGAGGUCCGUUCCCGCCACACGUCUGUGGUCAGCUCUGGGCCUUCAGUCCUCCGGUCGACUCUCCACGAAGCUCCCAAAUCGCAAGUAAGCCCUGGGAUCUAUGAAGACACCAGCGCACGGAGGACCCCUGUGAACUACCCAAGCAUGUCCAGGAGUUCUCCCAUGAUGAAUAGAGUGCCAGAAGCCAGCAUAUCUUCUGGGAAGAGUGCCAACCAUGAGAGGAAAUCUACACUUACACCAACGCAGAGGGAGAGUGUCCCAUCAAAAUCUCCAGUACCAGGGGUGGAUCCUGUGGUUGCGCACAGCCCCUUUGACCCCCACCACAGAGGUGCUACUCCUGAGGUCUACAGAAGCCACCUCCCUUCACACCUGGACCCUGCUAUGCAGUUUCAUAGGGCUCUGGAUCCCGCUACUGCCUACAUGUUCCAGCGCCAACUCUCUCCCACGCCUGGAUACCCAAGCCAGUACCAGCUCUAUGCGAUGGAAAACACCCGGCAGACCAUCUUAAAUGAUUACAUCACCUCCCAGCAGAUGCAGGUCAACCUGCGCCCUGACAUUGCCCGGGGGCUCUCUCCCCGGGAGCAAACGCUGGCACUUCCCUAUGCAGGAGCAAGAGGAAUAAUUGAUCUGAACAGCAUGGCUCCCACUAUCUUAGUACCUCACCCUGGAGGAACAAGCACUCCCCCGAUGGACAGAAUUACGUACAUCCCUGGAACGCAGCUUGCGUUCCCAACCCGACCCUACAACCCCCCCUCUAUGUCCCCAGGGCACCCUUCACAUCUGGCAGCUUCUGCUGUUGCAAAUGCUGAGAGAGAAAGGGAGCGUGAGAGGGAGAAGGAACGUGAACGGGAGAGAGAACGGGAGAGGGAGCGCGAGAGAGAGCGGGAACGGGAGAGGGAGAGAAUAGCAGCUGUUCCCUCCGAGCUUUACCUUCGUCCAGGCGCUGAGCAGCCAGGGAGACCUGGAAGCCAUGGCUACGUCCGCUCACCCUCCCCUUCGGUCAGGAGCCAAGAGAAUAUCUUGCAGCAGAGGCCCAGCAUUUUCCAGGGAUCCAAUGGAACGAGUGUGAUCACCCCUCUGGAUCCUGCUGCCCAGUUACGCAUCAUGCAGCUCCCUCCUGGUGCCCCCUCCAUAACCCAGGGCUUGCCUGCUUCACGAUUCAAUACAGCUGCUGACGCAUUGGCUGCUCUGGUGGAUGCAGCUGCCUCUGCCCCCCAAAUGGAAGUUGCUAAGGCAAAAGAGAGCAAGCACGAUGGGAGCCGGAUCGAAGAGAACCCGGGGCGUCGGUCAGCAGUGGUUAGCGAACAGCAGCAGAUGGAACAGAAAGUGCUAGAGGCAGAGAAGAGGGGGCCUCCAGGACCGUACACGUCAUCGUCAUCUGCCUUUUCCAGCAGCAAGCCUCAGAGCCAGUCGUCUUCAGCAAUCUACUCGGAAGCUGGGAAGGACAAAGGUCCCCCCUCCAUAUCCAAGUACGAGGAGGAGCUGCGGACCCGUGGGAAGACCACCAUCACAGCUGCAAACUUCAUUGAUGUGAUCAUCACGCGGCAGAUUGCCUCCGACAAGGAUGCUCGGGAUCGUGGCUCCCAGAGCUCGGACUCUUCCAGCAGUCUCUCUUCCUCCCACCGAUAUGAACCACCCCGAGACACCAUUGAAGUGAUUAGUCCCGCAAACUCGCCAAUCCCUUCUCAGGAGAAGAUUCCACCUUACCAGCAGGAGGCUCCCAAAAUGACCCAGACAGAAAGAGACCGUCAGUAUGAGGGGCCGAUUCAUCCUUACAGGCCACCGCAUGAUUCACCGUCGCCGCAGCCACCCCCUUCCUCCCAGGCAGAUGGGAUGGGACCCGUGCCACGAACUCACCGGCUGAUCACUCUUGCUGAUCACAUCUGUCAAAUCAUUACACAGGAUUUUGCUCGAAGCCAGGCUUCUACACAGCCAUCUCUCCAGCCUCCCACUAGCACAUUCCAAACCUCUGCUCCCACUAACGUCACCACAUCAAAUCGGGUGAAAACCUCAAACCGCUACAGCCCUGAAGCGCAGAUGCAGCCUGGCCCCCACCAGCGCCCGGGUGCCCGAGUGUCCCCAGAAAACCUCUCUGACAAAGGCAGGGGAAGGCUUGGAAAGUCCCCUGAGAGAAGCCACCUUUCUUCGGAGUCUUACGAGCCGAUCUCACCACCUCAGGCCCCAGCUGUGCAUGACAAGCAGGAUGCCCUCUUGUUGCUCUCCCAAAGAUCUGAGCCUUCGGAACAGAGGACGGACUCUCGUUCUCCAGGGAGCAUCAGCUACCUGCCUUCAUUUUUCACCAAGCUUGAGAACACCUCGCCGAUGGUGAAGUCCAAGAAACAGGAGAUAUUUCGUAAGUUGAACUCCAGUGGUGGAGGCGACUCUGAGAUGGCUGCUGCUCAGCCAGGGACGGAAAUCUUUAACCUGCCAGCAGUCACUACCUCAGGUCCAGUCAGUGCUAGAGGUCAUUCCUUUGCAGAUCCUGCCAGCAACCUGGGCCUGGAGGAUAUCAUCCGCAAGGCGCUGAUGGGCAACUUUGACGACAAAGGGGAGGACCACAGCAUCGUCCUGGCUCAGCCCAUGGGGUUGGCAUCUGGCAACUCCAGUUCGGCAUUGCCAGGAAACAGCGAAACCCGGAGGGAAGAUAUUAACCCGUCCCCCAAUCCGGGAGGAGGAGUCAGCAAGCAGAAGCUGAUGGGCAAAUCCGGGAGCCGGAAGUCUAAGUCGCCGAUUCCUGGGCAGGGCUAUUUGGGAGCAGAGAGACCUUCGUCUGUCUCAUCGGUGCAUUCAGAGGGAGACUAUCACAGGCAGACAACACCCGUGUGGUCGUGGGAAGACAGGCCCUCCUCGACAGGAUCGACCCAGUUCCCGUACAACCCUCUGACCAUGCGCAUGCUGAGCAGUACCCCUCCAACUUCAAUGGCCUGCGCCCCAUCCUCCGUCAGCCAGGCUGCAUCUCACCAACCCAACCGGAUAUGGGAACGAGAGCCAGCGCCCCUCCUGUCAGCACAAUACGAGACUCUUUCAGACAGCGAUGACUGAACCGUAGGGGAAAGGGGACCUUCGGGAAAACGCCCAAGUCCUUUGCAGGGUCGAAAGGCUGAUGAUUAUUUUUUUUUAAUAUGUGCCCAAAGACUUUGGAAAGAGAAUGGGGGUUAUGCCAGGUGAAGAAGUGACAAGAAUCUGUUCUGCGGCAGCCCCAUUGAAAGAUUUCUUGCUGCACCUGGAAUUGUCAGCACCCUGAAGAUUUAAAUAUGUAAAGAGUUUUUAAAAAGAGGACUUAUUCCUGAGCGACAUCUUAUUUGUAAAGAGAACCAUAACAUAAUGUCUUCAAAAAAAAAAUCAUUCUUAUGUAAAUAGAGUAAUUUUCUGCAGUGGUUUUUCCCCUCCCCUCCCCUGGCUAGAAUAUCUGGUGUACUUAUGUUCAAAAUCAUUGCAUAAACUUUUGGGGGUCAUUUUAUAUUUUUUUUAAAAAGCAUUUUCUCAAGUGUAGGUUGUUCAUAAUCUUUUAAGGCGCAGCCCACCUAGAAGAUCAGCCCUUCAUGCCCUCACUGAAAUGAAGGAUAGAUUUGUGCAUUAUGUUCCGAUAUUCCAGGUGGGAUCUCUGCCCUUGGCCACCUCAGGCACGGAGCCUCCUUGGCUGGUCUCCCAAGUACUGCUGUUCACAGGAAGUGCGGAUUUUAUUUUUCAUCUAAUUCUAGACACAUUUUUUCCUUCUGUGGUUGUUCAAGAUCUUGUGGAAAAUAACUUUUUAAAAAAACUGAACCCGCCCCCGCACCCCAGUUCUGUACAUUUUAACUAUUCUCUGGAAUUACAAGAUUUUUUUAAAUGAUUCUGCCACACUGUAAAUUUUUUCCAUCAAGUAAUUUUUGUUCAACACUGUGAAAAUAAUAUUGCAUGGGUACAUAAUGGUGAAUUUCCCCCCUCUCUCACUCACAGACAAAAACCCUUCCGUGAGAAAAGCCAGCAUUCCUUGCUUGAACACACUAAACUGCUGUAAUUGUGCACUCCCCUCUGAAUUCUUGCUCAUCGCCGGUAGUUGUUUUUAUAUUGUCUGCUGCUGCUUUGAAACCAAACUUUGCUCUUCCACACACAGCCAGUCUCUUUAAACUAAAAGGCUCUUGGCUCUGUGUUUGAACUUCUUCUCACAAGAAAGAUAUAGCUCUUUAGUCCUGUCGCAGAAUGUUCCCCCCCCCACACACACACACCCCUUUCCUGUCUGUUGUUUUAUGGAAAAUGCCGAUUUUCUUGUAGUUUAUUCCCUCACACUUAUUUGAAGCUUUCUCAUUUUAUAUCAAUGUGCAGAUCCUGGUUUGGUAUGAUUCUUGACUCAAGCCCCCCCUUCUUGUUUUUCACAUUCUCCGCAAUGCCUGCUCCAGUUUUUUUUGGCGGGGGGGAUUUCACUGGUUCAUGGAACUGUCCUUUAGGGAUCUGAACUGAGAAACUGCAGGAUUGCUCUUAUGAAUGAGGGAGAAACCUAAACGAGGAGUUGGGGAAUAACUUUUUAAAGAUGAUACACCAUGUGAGGCAGCAUCGCUUAGUUUGAGUGAGAAAAGCUGUGUGCUGAUUUCAUCUCUGGAAAAGUUUGCAGUUGUCCUCGAGCAUCAGUGAUUUUUAGAUGCUUGGGGUGGUAGACAAUGUGAGCGCUUCAUGGCUCAAAGGGAAGCACAGAAGAUGCCAAUGCUCCACACACCUUUGAAAUGAAGGAACCCCAUCAGGCUGAGCCUAGGAUGGCAUCAAGACUCAGCUGCCCCAGUUGCAUGUCGUCUUUGUCACACAACAUGGUAGUCACCACUGGAGACUUGCUGAUAACUGAGACAAAAAAGGCAUGCUUCUUCUAUACCUUCACUUGGAUGUGGUAUUCACUUAGGACUGGUUUGGUGGUGGGUGGGUAACACAGAACCUCUGCCUUCCUUGGGAAAUAGCCAAAUGUGUUCCUUUUUCUCCCCACAAUGAGUUGCGUUUUUGGGUUGGUUGUUGUUUUUUUGGGAUGAUUGUAGCAAAAUGUCUACAAAGUGCAAAACUAGGAUAUGUAAAUGAAGAGCACCCACAUGCUCUGUUCACAAGAAAGAAGCAAAAGUCUAUUUGUGAGCUGCUCUUUUUUGCCUACCCCCCCCCAUAGUCUUACUACUCUCAUGGUUGAACAGAGGGGUUUUAAAAUAAGGCAGAAUUCAGAACCAAAGUGGAGAUGAUUUGGAAAAAAAAAGACACGUUUUCAUGCGGGGGAGGGGGGGAUCUGUAAAUCAUAAUCUCCAAAAAUAACUUUAUGCAGUUUUGUGUGUUGUUCAAAAGAAUUUCUGAUCAGUGCUUUUCUUCUUGGUAUGUUCAAUUCUCAUGCAUAGAGCUUUAGAUAAUUUGGGGGGGGCAUAGAUGGGGGGAAGCAACCUAAACCCAUGCAUCUUGAAACCUUUCUAUUUUGUUCAUACCCAUGUUUUCAGUACAAUGGACUUCUGCAAUUCAGACCAAUCCAAAUAAAAGGGGAUCAGUACUCCACAA